GGUCUCUGGAUAAAACAUUAUGACAAGAAGAAGCUAAUGGCGGUGGCGGGUGUUUAUGUUUAGGGUAGUCCAAGUCCAUGCGUGAGUCUACUCCAUGGUGUAGUCGUGUUUUGAUUCAGUUUUGUCAGACUUGUGCUGUGGUCCGUGAUUUCCGUCAGAAUGCUGGUGGAGCGCUUUGAGGGGCCGGAGAAGCUGCUGGUGCAGGCUCUGCUCUCUGGGAUCCACGGUGUUCACAGGGCUCUGGAGGUCUUCCGCAAACAGCAGCGGGCAAACUCUGGCACCUCUCUGGAUCAUUUUAUUCAGGGUUUCUGUAAAGACGAGGUCACCUGUGCACCUGGGCCUGAAAAGGGACCAUUGUUUACUAAACCACUGGUGUGCCUCUUCCCACGUUUAUUUCAACAAAACCUGCUGGAGUUUGUUUAUCACCUUCAUCAUGUUCUACCUCAGUCCACUCUCAGGCAUCUGCUGGACUGCAUCAAACAAGACUGUCCUCCAAAUUCAUGGGUCUCAUCUUUGGUCACACAAUUGGAAAGACAACUUGGCAUUGACCAGGAGAAACCUCUGUUUAGUGCACAGUGUGGCCAGAGACUCACAAAGCUGAUCCAUCAACUGCCCAGAAGUGAUGAAGCUGGAGGAUGGGCCAGCUGCUUUAAUUUGCCCCUCUCAUCUGCACCUCACUCUGGACCAGCUUUACCUGGAGUUGUGUCACAAAGAAAAAGAAAGAGCAGUGAUAUUUACCAGGACUUGGACAGUGAGGAAACCAGUCAGAAUAAACGCAUGCGAGGCAAUAUUUGUGCUGAUGAAGAUGUGGGGACGCAACAAGAACUAAGCAAGAAAGAGGAUGCUCCUGAUGCUUUGAUAUCAUCCGAGCCCAUAGACCCACCACCUGAUGUCCCCCGUGACGCGCUGCCUGAGAACAUAAAGGUAGCUGUUUUGCAGUUGAAAGACUUAAUAGAAAGCAAUUCAGAGUGGGAUCAGAGUUCUUCUGAUGUGGUUAAAGUCCUCAAUGACUGUGAUCCUGCUCAGCUAGAGGUGGUCUGUAGCACAAUAAAUUUACCAAAGAUACCUGAACACAUUCUUCCAAAACUAUGCAGCAGUGUGUUGGCUCUGUCUCCUGAUCUUAGUUUUAGCACUGCUACUACAUUUAUCAGGAAUCUGCUGUUGGAAAAGAUCCUUUCAUUGUCUGAACCAGCCUCAAGAUGUUUGGUUACAACUGUUACAUCAUUGUGCAGUCGCUACCCCAGACCAAUGUGCCACGCUUUAUUUGAGCAUGUUUUAGAGGACAGAAACAUUGGGAAUUUACAAGCUGACCUGUUAAACAAACUAGUGGAGAGUUGUUUGGAUUCCCACUACAAACUUCAGACUCUUCAAAUGACUUUUAAAGUACAGUGGAAUGAAGCAGUGCUAUCCAUUAUACACUGCUUAUUGGAUUCCAAGUUGGAUAUCAGUGAAGAAUUGUUUACACAAUUUACUGAACAACUCAUGAGCCAGGCUUCUGCAUUUACAAAGUCUGUGAAGUUUGCAAAAAUGUUACUCACUGUUCUCACCAAAUACAAUAGCAGUAUAACUGCUACCCACAAGCAUACACUGUCCAACUGCCUGAUGCUCAACGACACCUUCCUAAAAAAGUCUCUUCAAGCUGCUUUGAAAAGAAUAACACACACAUGACAGUGCAGAUCACAAUUAAUAUCACAACAUUUUUAUUUGUUAUAAAACAUUUCAAAGUGGUGUUCUUUGUCAUUAUUAAAAAUGGAUGUUUUUGAUUGCUUAUAAAUACAUUUUCUGUUAUUCCAAGUGAAAGUGAAGUUAUUUAAUUUAUGCUUGUGGUCUUCAUCGAACUCUGUAAACUCUUUUUUUUUAAAGUUUCCAACCUUCCCUGUCACACACAUUAUUUUUCCUCCAUGCCAAGUUAUAUAAAACCUUUAGCAUUGUUUCUCUUUUUCAUGAAACUGGAUUUUGGACUUUAAAUAAAUUGUAUCCUGGAAUC
Molecule: messenger RNA, 1987 nt
Organism: Periophthalmus magnuspinnatus
Lineage: Eukaryota; Metazoa; Chordata; Actinopteri; Gobiiformes; Gobiidae
Gene: fance
Product: FA complementation group E
Exons: 10
Coding region: 160-1668 (502 amino acids)
Biological process (GO): interstrand cross-link repair
Cellular component (GO): Fanconi anaemia nuclear complex
Source: RefSeq, a predicted model, not a curated record